Molecule: messenger RNA, 2672 nt
Organism: Saccostrea cuccullata (small rock oyster)
Lineage: Eukaryota; Metazoa; Mollusca; Bivalvia; Ostreida; Ostreidae
Exons: 3
Coding region: 424-2067 (547 amino acids)
Source: RefSeq, a predicted model, not a curated record
ACUUUCAAUAUCAAAAUGGACUCCAUUAAAAGCUCACAAAUUGAGACAGCCAUACAACACAUAUCAGAGUCAGUGUUUGUGGGACUGUGUCAGAAAUUGGGAACCUCACAACUAGUGGUCAUGAGGAGAGAUUUGGUGGACAUUAAUGAUAUCGUGAGAAAUCAAAUGAAAACACGUAAUGAGUACAGUAGGAUGGUGAGUGGAAGUCAAAGAGAAGGAUUCAGACUGAAAGGAUCAGAUGUAGACUUUAUGUACUGGCCAAAUAAUCACCGUGUGAUCUGGGAAUUUUCUUAGUCUCAGUAUUACAACACACACAGGCAAACACUGAUUCUCUGUGAAUGUUCCGAUAGUCCACCCGGAUAUGCUUUGUUAUAUUUACUGUCACCAAGCCUGGAGAGAAAAAUCCAGAGAGCUUGUGUUGAAAUGAAUAACAGACAUUAUAUAUCUAGUUCUAUAUACAAACAGAAUAUGUGUUCUGUAUCAAUACCAAAUUCCACUCUACAUGGACCCUGUACCAGUGGAACAAUUCGUAGACUAGAAUAUGAUCAAGCCCUAUGUUUUGUUAGUGACUUUUGGCCUCCAUCUGCCUCCUCAUGGAUAGACAGAUGUCACUCAUGGCCCAAGCCUCAUUUCGUUAAUAACAUUGUGAAAAUGGGAUGUCUCUUUGUAGCAAUAGGACAUAAGAUAGGAAGACAUGAAGACCAUGAAUGGAGAAUUUCUUUCUCUCUGGCAGAACAAAAACUAGUGAAUGCAAUGAAUCAUUCUCAAUUCUUAACUUAUGGCUUACUUAAAGUGUUCUUAACAGAAAUAAUUAACAAUGGACUAGAUGAUGAUCGGAAAAAACUGAGUUCCUAUCACAUGAAGACAGCAGUUUUCUGGGUGAUUCAACAAAAUACAACACCUCACUGGUGUCCACAAAAUCUCCUGGGGUGUUUCUGGGUCUGUUUUAAGCUCAUUCUUGAAUGGGUGUAUGAGGGGGUCUGUCCUAACUUUUUCAUUCCAGACAACAACAUGUUUCUCAGUAAAAUUGAUGGUGAAGCUCAACAUCAACUAUUUUUCAGAUUGUAUAGCUUGUAUGAGAAGGGAUUAGCAUUCCUGCUACACAGUCCCUCCAUUGGAUCUUAUAUUAUAAAUGUCCUUCAUAACCCCAGACUUUCCAUAUGUACAGAUGAACAUACAUUGAUUUCUGAGGCUGAGUUUGAUAGAAACCUAUAUGGUGAAAUACAAUGCUAUGACACCAUUUACAAAUUCAACAUACAAGGCUGUAUGCGACAUCUACAUAUAUUAGAACAGAUGAUAGAUUCACCCCUCCUGACACAGUAUCAACUCCUCAAGCUUCAGAAACUUACAGCUAAUGUCCUUCAAAAAACAGCUUUUAUAUUACACAUGGAAACUUACACACCUAGAAACAAACUGAGGUAUAGAACUGACAAAAUCUCCUGUCACAUGCUGAAAUUAGCAGCUAAGUUUGGUUGUAUUACUGACAUGAUGUACAAAGCCAUACAUUAUUACAAGGCAAUUAGUUACAUGGAAACUUUAUCUAUUGUAGAGAUGAUCAAGGUCAAACUAGCACAGCCUUAUGUCAUGUAUAAGUCAAAUGUAGACAGAGAGAAGUAUACUGAGGCUGUAGAGGCGCAGUCCUGGUCUAAAAAGAUGAGACAGGCUGUAGCUGGGGAUAUCAUACUUUACAAUAGAAUCCAUUACAUUAGGGAAUUGAUACCAGAACAACAGUCCGCUCUACAGAACAAGAUCCCUGCAUUAUUUGUCCCACCCUUGAUACUGUUAAACAUGCUAGAAGUCUUGUGCUACAGACAUGUAGACACAAUGAGAGUACAAUCAGCUCUAGAUGAUCUACAGACCCUCGUUCACUCUGAUCAGGGACAGCUAAUACCUUUCAGGGACAUAUCAUGGCAGAUUCUGGGGAUCUGUCAACAGGUGACAGGGAACCAUCAAGCUGCUCUAUACUCAUACCAACAAUCUCUCAGACAAGAACCUUUCAACAAAAUUCAUAGUGCUACCAAAAUAAGAAUACAGAAAAUUUGUCAUUUGAAUCCUUUAACUACUUAAUUGUGAUAUAUUUUUUACGAGUUUACCACAUAUUUCUAUUUACUACAUAUUUCUUCUGAUUUCAUAUUUUCUUUGUUCAGUCUUUUCAUAUCAUCAAAAACCUAAUAAAUAGUACAUAUAAAACACUGAUAAAAUAAAAACGGUAGAAUUUUGUGUUUCUUACAUAUAUUUAAUAAUAUAGUAUUACUCAUCAAAUAUUAUAAUUUGAAAAAAAAAUGUCUAUUGUAGUAUUUAUAUAAUUUGCUUUAAUCAAAGUGCUCAAACAUGGCAUUUUCCUAUAUAAUCAUUUAGUAAAUGUACCUGUAUUUUGAGUCGGGCCCUCAAAAAUACCUGGACGGUAGAUUUCCCCCAAACGUUGCAUGUACACUGAAGUUAAUGUAAGCUAUAUAUAAUAUAAAAAUGAAGAUUUCGCUAUUGUAGUUUUCACACAAUAAAACUAUAGUCGCCCCCUUAAAUUAUCCCGAUCAAAAUUAUCACAAAAUAAAUAAAAAUGCUAAUUUAUUGCCUCUUCAUGUAUUUACAAUGAAAUAAUCCAUUUUAUUAUCAAGUUCAAUAAUGUUUAACUUUUAUUAUACCUUAUUAAACUAGUGUUCUUUGGGAAAUAC